UUUUGAGACGUUCGAAAGUACAGUUGUAGGCUAGGCCGUUGUGCCUUGUAUAGAACGAUGUGUAGGGUUUUUACCGGGUUUAUCCUUGCUGUGCUAGCAGCUUCCAACGCCUUCGUUGAGGCCGAACGUGUAGUGUGCUCAUUCACGAGUGCAGCGGUGUACAGAAGGGGCGAGUAUGCGUUCCAAAUGACAGACAUACCAGUGUCACUGUGCACCCACGUCGUCUACGAUCGUUUGGCAAUUGAUUUGUAUUCUAAAGUCACUCCGUACUUUACUCUCACCAAUCCCGACGCCGAUGAGCCGUUGGAUGAAUUUGAAAAGUUUUCCGCACUAAAGCGAACCAACCCGCAGUUGAAGUUGAUCAUUUGUCUGCGCAGUAUAUUUAUUGCUCAAGUCGCGUCGGAACCAGACCAAAGAAGAGCUCUUAUAGAAAGCCUCAUCCAGUUCAUGUCAACGUAUAAUUUGGAUGGUGUUGAACUGUUUUGGGCUGAUGAAAGGUUCAAAUCUGAGGAAUCGCUCUACCAGUUGCUAGAGGAGGUUAAGAGCGGCUUCCGGGCAGCCGGCCAUCCGACGUGGGAAGUGACCAUACUCAUUGAUAUCGACCAUCGCGGUCUCGAUCAUGCACGGUUGUGUAGGCAACCUGACUUCGUACAUGUUGUAGGUGCGGGCGAGCGUAAUCCAAAAUAUCACAACAAAAAUACGAAACCAUCCGCCAACACAUUGAUCAAUAUAGAUGGCAAGACAAAUUUUACUCUGGAUGGUGCCCUGCAGUACUGGAUCGAUAAAGGCUGUCCUGCUCAAAAGAUCGUACUUGGGGUGGCGUUUAUAGCACAAGUCUUCAAAUUGGAGAAACCGAUUUUUAGACCAAACUUUUAUGUUAAAGACUUAAGAACAUUCUGCACCCUAACGGAGGAUAGACCGUUUUGCUCUUACAUAGAGCUGUGUCGGUCGUUUAAUGAAGGCGAUUGGACGAUGGGCUGGGACGAUACGGCAGGGCUGGCACCGCACGCGUUCAGUUCCAGUUGGUGGAUAGCUUACGAGAAUGAGGCUUCAGUUGGCCGGAAGGGCGAGAUCGCGCGAGAGAAAGGUUUGGCCGGGGUGUAUGCUGUCACGCUGGACAUGGACGACUAUCGGGGCAAGUGUGGGACCGUAUACCCGUUGAUGAAUUCAUUGAGCGGUUCAUUUAGCAAGAAGGCAAAGAAUUAAAAAAACUGUAUGUAUCAUUGGAAGUGAUAGAAAAUCAUGUUCAGCCAAUGAUACGUAAACGGUUCAUUAAACGAUUCGAUAAAUGCAAAUGCAGCAAGAAACUUUGAAAUGAAUACUUUGCUUCUUGUUGUUUAUUUAGUACCAUAUCUGAUUUAUGAAUAAUAUGGCCUCAACUUCACUUUUCAAAGUCCCUUACUGACGGAAAAUUUAAAUAAUUCCUCCAGUUUUAGUACAACAAUUUUAAAUUUUGCUACAAGAUUGGCUCUAGUAUUAUCAAAAGAAAAAAUGUAGGGUAGUUCGUCAUUGUUACUCAUUGAUUUUUUGCUAUAAAAUGUCGACAAAAAAUAUAAAUUUUCUUUUUUUUUUCAUAAUACAUAAAUACAUAGAGUACAUAAAUAUCAAAGAUAUACAUGAAACAACACAUAAUUCGAGUCAUGUGAAUACACUUUAAUUUUCAUCAAAACAAAGUGACCGGUACUAUCUACAAAUUAAUCUAGCUACGAUGACCUCUAAACUUUCUCCGUACUUCAUAAUCUAAACAUUUGCCACCCAUGCUGAAUGAUAACACAUCGGUACGAUUAGCCGAAGCUGGCAGUUGCCAUUCAGUUGCUUUUGAGACGUUCGAAAGUACAGUUGUAACAGGUCCUGGUCCAUCUAGAACCAUGUGUAAGGUUUUUGCCGGGGUAGUGCUUGUUGUGCUAGCAGCUUCCAACGCCUUCGUUGAUGCCGAACGUGUUGUGUGCAGUUUCUCAAGUUCAGCAGCAGAAAGAACGGGCGAAUAUGCGUUCGAAAUUACGGACAUACCAGUUUCACUCUGCACUCACAUCGUCUACGAUAGUCUAAAAUUGGCAAUCGACGUCGAUUCGAACGACACUCCGAACAUCCUGCUCGCCAAUCCCGACGUGGCGGUGGGUGGUUGGCGAAAGUUCGCCGCACUAAAAAGCAUCAAACCAGAGUUGAAGCUGUUAAUCGGCAUUCGCAAUCCAUUAAUUGCUCAAGCCGCUUCGGAAUCAGACCAACGAAAAGCACUGAUAGAAUUACUGAUCGAGUAUAUGUCAGAGUAUAAACUGGAUGGAGUUGAUCUGUUUUGGGGUGGAUAUGGAAUACAAUCUGAGCAGUCACUCUACCUGCUGGUAGAGGAGCUCAAGAGCAGCUUCCGGGCAGCUGGCCAUCCGACGUGGGAAGUGGCCAUACUCGUAGCAAUCGAUCACGAGGGAAUCGAUCAUGCACGGUUGGGUAGGCUACUUGACUUCGUUAAUAUUAUAGGCGCGGGCGAGCGUAAACCAAAAUAUGGCAACAAUAGCACGAUGCCGUCCGCCAACGCGUUGUUCGAUGUAGAUGACCAGACAAAUAUGACCUUGAAUGGUGCGUUGCAGUACUGGAUCGAUAAAGGCUGCCCUGCGGACAAGAUUCUGCUCGUGGUGUUCUUCAUUGCGGAAGUCUUCCAAUUGAAGAAACCGAACACCGUUCAAACGCAAAUGACAUACUGCACUGUUCCGGAGGACGGACCGUUUUGCGCUUACAUCGAGAUGUGUCAAAAGUUUAAUGAAAGCGAUUGGACGAUGGGCUGGGACGAUACGGAAGGACUGGCACCGCACGCAUUCCAGACCGAUUAUUGGGCAGCUUACGAGAAUGAGGCUUCGGUAGGCCGGAAGGGUGAGAUCGCGCGAGAGAAAGGUUUGGCCGGGGUGUAUGCUGUCGCGCUAGAUUUGGACGAUUAUCGGGGCAAGUGUGGGCCCGCGUACCCGUUGUUGAAAUCGUUGAGCGGCUCAUACAGACAGAAGGCAAACAAUUAAUUAAAAUGAAAUAAAAAAAAGUUCAUGUGUUUGGUAAUGGUGCAAUGCGAGAGCAGAUGUCGAUAUGAUUCGUUAAAAGUUUCAGUAAAUGCAAAGGAAUCGUCCUUAAUUUAAGCAAUAUUAUUCAUACAUUAAAAAGAAUGCAUGAACACAUAACUG
Anopheles merus is the source of this 3161-nucleotide messenger RNA. Its product is annotated as endochitinase-like. Gene Ontology annotation, biological process: carbohydrate metabolic process; chitin catabolic process. Bases 1758 to 3002 code for a protein of 414 amino acids. Gene Ontology annotation, molecular function: chitin binding; chitinase activity. NCBI's taxonomy places the organism in Eukaryota, Metazoa, Arthropoda, Insecta, Diptera, Culicidae. Gene Ontology annotation, cellular component: extracellular region. The transcript is spliced from 3 exons. The record is from RefSeq and is a predicted model, not a curated record.